AUGUGUGGUGAAAUCAAGAUUGCACUAAUGCUGAUAUGUCUCAUUGGAGUGGAAGCAUGCAUAGGACCACAUUGCCCGAUGCCAUGGCUAGCACCGGGACCAGCAAUGACAUUCACUUUCGUGCAACCGCCAAUUAAUGUACAAACAUCAGCAUGGGCUACGGUUUAUAAACAACAACCACAUGUAUGGUUGAAGCCUGUGAGACAGCCAACGUGGGUAUGGGGACCCAAAUUAGUACCAGUUUUUACUGGACCGCGUGCCCCAGUGUGUGAGUUUUCCAUUAUCAUGCAUCAAUCAUCACCAACUGUUUAUUAA
This is a messenger RNA of Cylicostephanus goldi, 315 nucleotides long. The record is from the annotation of a GenBank genome assembly. NCBI's taxonomy places the organism in Eukaryota, Metazoa, Nematoda, Chromadorea, Rhabditida, Strongylidae.